AUGGACAACAGGUUCGGAUAUGGUGUCACAUAUUCCAGAAAUAAAGACAGUGCUCCUGAAAACGCCGAAGAGUAAGAUUUGACUAAAAUAAUGUUUAUUAUUACUCACCGCCAAAUUCAUAAUGUUGAUUUAAUGAACGGUGUGGAUUUGUCAUAGAAACAAUAUGAUCGAAUUAUGUCUAUUUAUUUAUACUCUAUGCCCCUUAUCUCGUUGCUCGGACUACUUUUAUUGUUAAAUCAAAUCAAAUUAUGUAAAAAAAUUCAAAUUUUGAAAAAUGUUUAUUUAGAAUACGUAAUGGAAAAAUAUAAUAUAAGUCAUGAUUCAUAAUUCAUGGCUCGUGAAUAAUCUAAAUUGUAUGUGGAUUAUAAGUCGCUAGAUAUAUUAAAUUUAAAAUCUACUAAAAAAAGAUAAAAUAACCUAUACAUUUUGCGACAAGUUAAAUUCAAGUAAAAUCAUAGGGCUACCUACAAAUUCAGCUAUAUUGUGCAAUACUAAAAACAAUAUAAGAAACCCUAUUAAAACCAGCCAAAUAGUUAUAUGAGUCAAAAAUUAAAAACAAAUUUUUUUUCAACGAUUAGUUAGGAUAUUCUUCUUAGCUAAUUCACACACAACAUAAUAAAUUUGUUAUAAAUAAUUGUUUACUGGCAUUCUUUAGUAAUGGUAUUAAUACGGUCUCCAAACCAACAUUUUGUGCCUACUUGGAAACGAACUUGAAUAAUGAUACUUCAUAUAAGUUAUGCCAUAACGUGUUUGGCAACUUGUGGGGACAGAUCAGUGGCAAUGUCCUGGACAAUUGGACGAAGAACAAGAUUUCUGGAUCCAUUGAAUUAGCCAACGAUAAUUUAAACGUGCAGGUGUUGGCCAACAAGGCGACAGACACAUCAAAUGAGUUAAAUAUUAACUUUACGAAGCAGAUAUUUAGCUCCUAUUUAAUAGGCGGUCAAUGCAAGUUCAUAGCCAACAAAGAGUCACCAAUACCUAUGGUGCUUAAAGGUUAUGAAGGAAUGUUGGGGUACAGACAAGGUUAUAUGAGUUAUUCAGCCACUCUAAACCAGUCUCUUGCCUCAACCUUGCGGGCCGUAGCACGCUACAAUUCCAACUCAACUGCAUUAGAAAUAAAUUCUGAACAUGAGAAAAGAGAAAUAAAGUGCGUGCUAUCGCAACAGGCCGUCGUUACCAAAAAUAUAGAAGUCAAAGGUGAUAAUAUAAAUUAUUAUAAAGAAGCCGCUUCCCUUAGACGCAUUUAG
Cinara cedri is the source of this 1247-nucleotide messenger RNA. Lineage: Eukaryota; Metazoa; Arthropoda; Insecta; Hemiptera; Aphididae. The record is from the annotation of a GenBank genome assembly.